UGUACUGGUGUCACCUGCUGCUUGUUCACUGAUGAAUGUGGGGCUGCCGAGGCAAAGCGCGGAUGUGCGGUGUCGUGUGGGGAGCGAUACUGGUACUUACUUCUUGUGUUGGAGCUGACGCGCGAAACCGGAGCCCUGGCCCUUCCCUCCGCCAAGCUUGCACAAAUGCGUAUGACUACGGGGACCCCACCUGCUUUGGGAAUUCUACCCUGUACUGGGGAACCGGAAACCAUACCGACCUGAGCUGCGCGCACUGCGUGUGCGAGGACGGGUGGGCGGGCGUAGACUGCGGGCGCUGCCUUGAUGUCUCUGUGUGCCCGAGCAGCACGGUCGACGGGCAGGUUGCGGCCGCGACGAACUGCAGCGCCAACACUCUCCUCCUGACCGAGGAGGAAGCUCGAUCGGAGGCUGGGAAGAUAUUCUCGUGCUCCUGCGGCGGAGGGGAGGACGGCUGGACCGACUUCCUGUGCGAUCAGCAGCCGGACACGUGGAUACAGUGGGCGGUGACGGGGGGGGGCACGGAGGAGGACCCGGCGUUCGUGGUCCUAGAAGAGUUCGCCGGCAUCCACGCCAGGACGGAGGAGAAAUGGCCUGGCCAGUACAAGUAUCACUACCCCAAGAUCUUCGACGGCUCGGCCGGCCCCUGCAAGGUUUACCGCGACAAGUGCUUCCCCAUCGGCGGGACGGAUGUGGGGGAGCGCGAUUGCGUGAAUUUCGAGUGCGGCGACACGGAGGGACUCUGUCCUCCCGAGGAGUACCCUAUGUGUGACGGGUUUCCACACUGCGUGUCGCCCAACGGGGAAAAGUACGAGACGCACCCCUGCACGGCCGUGCCGGAGGGAGGGAAGUCCAUCACCAUCGCCUGCCAAGAAGAGAAGGUGAACGGGUCGUACGUGUGCUACUACCAGCAGCCGGGAGGGUUCGCGCCGCUAUCGAUGACCUGCUCCGUUGGGUCCUGCCUGUACCAGGGCGGAGCGCCGGUGCAGCCGUCUGGGUCGAAGAUGAAGGCUACUUCCUGGUCCAUCGGAGUGCAGAUGGCUAUACUGGUUUCUCUGGCGGGGCUGCUUGUGAUGAGCUUCGUGCUGUUCGCCAUCGUCUCCGACCCGGGCACGGCGGCGACAGCCAAGGGACGAGCCAGGUCGCGUGCAAAGCGAAUCUACGGGACCCCUCUGCUCGAACAGACCCCUGCCCUCCAUCACGAAGAAGAUGGCACCAUCAGCAGAAGCGGAGAACCGUUGCUGGGUCGCGAGCGGCCGCGCCGUUCUAGUAGCAGCGCCGCCAACGGCGGCGGCGGCGGUGGCGAGGGAGGGCGGCGGCGUCCCGCUCAGCCGGCGGUCCUCCGGUGGGACAAGCUCGGGUACUACGUGCGCGGCCAAGGGCAGCGCAGAGGAGUGGAAGAGAUGGCGGUGCUGAAAGGAGUGUCGGGCUUCGCCGGCCCGGAGCCACCACCGCAGGACGCUGCCGCCACCGCCGCCGCCGCAUCCCGCCGCAACAGUGGGGACGGCAGAGAGGAGGUAGGCCAGAGCACCAAACGCGGCGUGUCUCCUGCCGGUUCAGCGAACGGUUGCUUCGGCGAUGAGACUGCAACGCCGGCGCCGCCGCCAACGGCCUGCGUGCCGAGCACAAUGACGGGCAUCUUGGGCCCGUCUGGCGCCGGGAAAUCGUCUCUCCUCGACCUUGUCGCCGGCCGCAAGCGCCGCGGGGAAGGCCGAACCACGGGCUCCGUCUCCCUGGCGUACGAUGGCACCGGUAACGGCAACGGCGUCGAAGCGGUGCGCAGGGUAGGGGGAUACGUAUCCCAGGAGGACGUCCUGCCGGGGACCCUGACCUGCUACGAGCACCUCAUGUUCCACGCCAGGCUAAGGAUGCCUCCCGGCGCGAGCUUCGCCGAGAGGGAGGAGCGCGUCCUGUGGGUGACGGAGGAGCUGGGGUUGCAGCGGGUGGCGGACUCUCGCAUAGGGGACGAGCUCGAGAGGGGCCUCUCGGGAGGGGAAAGGAGACGGCUCAGCAUCGCGACCGAGCUCGUGGCGCGACCGGCUUUGCUGUUUGCGGACGAACCGACAACCGGGCUAGACGCCGCGACGGCCCUUCGCGUGAUGACCCUCCUGAGCGGGGUCGCUUCGAGGGGCACGACGGUCCUAUGCAGCCUCCACCAGCCGCGUCCCCGCGUGUUCAGCCUCCUGGACCGGGUCAUCCUCCUCUCCGGGGGGCGGGUGGCGUACUCCGGCCGCCCGGGCGAUGCGGAGGAGUUCUUCCGGUCGGUGGGACGGCCGUUCCCCCGUCACCAGCCCCACCCUGCGGACGCGAUGCUGUCCCUCGUAUGCCGGGAGGACGGUCGAGACUUGCCGUCGCUUUUCCGCAGGUCUCAGCUGGCGGAGGGGGCUCCGCGGGAGGCCGCCGGUGGUAGGGCAGCAGCGGCGGAGGUGGCGGAGGAGGAGCGUAGCAAGGCGGAGGGGGGCGUGGACGUGUCCAUCUCGGGGUCGCUGAACGGCGACGGCGAGCUGGAAGAGGAGACGGAGUUGGUGAAGGUCGGGAGGGGGGGCACGCGGAAUGGCGAGAGAGAAGGGAGGUGGCGCGCGUCGCGACGCCGCCAGCGACAGCGACAGCGACAGCUGCAGCAGCAGCAGCAGCUUGCGCCUGAGGAGAUAAAGAAGGGAGCAGGGGACGAGACUAGCUCGGCACCUUUCCUGGUCCAGGUGGAGGCGUUAUCGCGGAGGCUGCUGCUGAGGGCGGUGCGACACCCGUUGCUCCUCGUCUUGCACUUCGGAGGUUCCGUGGCGAUGGCGCUGUGCCUCGCUAGCGUGUUUGAGGGGCGGCUGGGGUAUAACUUGGCCGGAGCGCAGGACAGGCGACGCAAGUUCGGAGUCCUGUUCUUCUUGCUCCUGUACCUCGCCCUUCUGUCUCUGACGUCGCUGCCGGUGUGGCGGGAAGACCGAAGACUUUUCCUCUCUGAGGCUAUGGGGGGAGCGUACGGCCACCUACCAUACUUCACGUCGGUGGCGCUGGCGGACAUUCUCUUGAUCAGGGUACUGCCGCCGCUAGCCUUCGCUGUAAUGGGGUACCCUUUGAUGGGCCUCAACUCCGAGCCGGAUAACCCGGGCUGUCUUCUGUGGUUCGCGGGUAUUCUGGUGCUUGCCAACGUGACGGUUGCUCUGGCGGCGAUGGGGAUUGGAGCCCUCGGUCUCCCCCUAGACCUGUCCAAUCUGAUCGGCGGUCUCAUGGUGCUCCUCCUCGCAGCCUUCGGGAGGUUCCUCCUCAACGGCACACGCAUCCCCGUGGCGUGGAGGUGGCUGAACUCGGUAACUCCCCUGGGCUACGCGUUCGAGGCCCUCCUGAUCAACGAGUUUAGCGACGCCGACGGAAGAAGACCCUACCGGAUAGAAGGCAGCCACUGUUCGCCAGACUUGCCGGUGAUCAUGCCACUGGGACCGCAGAUCCUCGCCACGUUCUCCUUCUCGACCGAGCGGUCGACCAUGCACAAAGACAUGCUGGUGCUGGUGUCUCUGGCUCUGGGGUUGUCGGUGUCGAGCUUGCUCGUGUUCUUCCUGGCCACGAGGACCAAGCCACUAGUGAUCGACUCCUACCCACCUUCGGGGCAAACGAGGCCUUCCCGCCGCGGGAACACCCGUACCGGCAACAACUCCUCGACGGCCGCAAGACACGGUAACCCCGUGCUAUCCUCUGACCACGGUAUUACCGCCGCCGACCCACCCGCCGACGACAUGCAACCCCAGCCACGAGGACCGAUGACCGUUUCGACCGCCACCGGUAUGGUGGGGGAAGAGGAGCUUGCCUUGGAAAGCGGGCAGCGGGAGGGGAGCGCUGGCGCCGCCGGGGCGACCCGUGGUGGGGCUCGGACCGUUUCGUGGAACGUUCCGGAAGCUCUCGGCGGGCCGCCACCGCCGGCCGCGGCGGCGGCGUCGGGGAGUAGGCGGUUUUUGUCGCAGGGGGGUUGGGGCGACAGCUUCCGCCGCAAGCGGCGCAGAAGCAGCGAUCGGAUCAACGCGCGGACGGGGGCGGAGCUGGAGACGGCCUCGCCGCCGCCCCCGCCGCUGCUGCUGUCGUGGGAAGGGCUGCGGUACGAGAUAGCCGUCCCGCGGAGAAGUAGCUCCUGGUUCGGCAAGGGGGACGCCGCCACGACUGCCGCUCCUUCUCCUCCUCCUCCUGCCGCCGGCGGCGGCGCACGGCGGGGUGAAGAAGGACGCCUCCUGGUGUUGGACUCCGUGUCAGGGUUUGCGGGGCCGACGAGAAGUGCCGGCGGGAGGCGCGCCGUCGUCGUCGCCGCCGGCGGAGCCGCCGCCGCACGCACCUCAGGGUCGGUGGAGGCCGGUCGCCGCUCGGCCGUGUCUGCUACUACGGUUGAGGGGGCUCCUCCGCAAGAAGGGGGGGGGCACGGGAACGAGGGUGGGGGGUGGGGGGGCACCGUGACUGCCAUCAUGGGGCCCUCCGGCGCGGGCAAGACCUCCUUGCUCAACGCGCUGGCCGGUCGGCUGCAGGAUGUCCAGCGGGAGGCCUCCGGCGGUGGGAGGAGGAGGAGGCCGGGGUUGACCGGCGCCGUGCGGCUGAACGGGCUGGCCGCCGGCCCGGCUGAGGUCCGGGCGCUAUCGGCGUACGUGACCCAGGAGGACGUGCUGCCAGAGACGCUCACGUGCUACGAGCACCUAAUGUUCCACGCCCAGCUUAGGUUGCCCGGGCACACGACGCUUGCGAGACGGCACGACAGGGUUGCGGAGGUUUUGGAGCAGCUUGGACUCGCAGGCAUCCGCGACUCGCGCAUCGGGGGCGGGCUUUCGAGGGGGAUAUCGGGGGGAGAGAAACGACGUCUCUCGAUUGGCACGGAGCUCCUAACCCGCCCCGCUCUUCUCUUCCUAGACGAACCUACCACCGGCUUAGACUCAUCGACGGCCGUGCGCGUGAUGAAGCUGGUGUCGGAGAUAGCCUCUCUCGGGACGACGGUGGUCUGCAGCGUGCACCAGCCCCGCCCGGAAGUGGUCCGCCUCAUCCACAAGGUCAUUCUUCUCUCUCGAGGGGCGGUCGCGUUCUGCGGUGCCCCCUCAGACGCAGAGGCACACUUCGCUGCCAUCGGGAGGCCGUUUUCGCGGCUUGGCGCCGGAGAGACGAGCGGGGCAAGCGGCGGUGCGGGGGUGGCUGGGGGUGCCGUGGCGGGGGGCAUUAACCCGGCGGAUGCCAUCCUCGAUGUCAUCGGGGAUGCGGAGGAUAGGGUGGAUAGGGAAGGGGCGGGCGGGGGUGUGGAGAGCGGGGUUGGUCUUGUGGUGAUGCCGCGGCAGCAACUCGUGGAGCAGGCGAGUGAGGUGCGCGCCGCGGAGACCUCGGGCCCGCCGCCGACUUCCCUCCUCGGCAUCCACGGCUCAGCAAUGACAAGAAGGCCGCCGCCUCCCGUCUGCACCCAGCUCAGCGCCCUGCUCCAGCGAGCGUCCAUCAACGUGGCACGCGACCCUUACCUGGCUGGCCUGCACAUCGUCUUGACGGUGUUCGUCGGAGUGGUCUUUGGCUCUCUGUUCCGGGACUUGGGCCGUUUGAACGGCUGCACGGCUGGAGUUCAGGACCGGCUGGGCGUGGUGUUCCUCCUGCUCCUCUUCCUCUCCCUGCUGUGCCUCACCUCCCUUGCGGCCUGGCGGAAGCAGAUGACCCUCUUUGUGCACGAGCGGGCCUCGGGCGCCUACGGCGCGGCCGCCCACCUGACCGCCGCCGCCGCCGUUGACGCCCUCGCCUGUCGCGUCCUACCCCCCAUCCUCCUGGCCCUUACCGUCAGCCCCCUCGCCGGCUUACGCCCGGGCGGUCUUUUCGGCCUAGCGGGCGGCCUCGUGGCCUUCAACCUGUCCCUGGCCGGGGUCCUGGCCGCCUGUGGCGCUGGCGCAAAGUCGUCGCAGGAGGCGCUGGCGACGGGGUGCCUGGUGGUGCUGUUCUCGGCGUUGCUGUCGGGGUUCCUUGUGUCGAAGGACGACCUGCCCGCGGCGUGGGGUGCGCUUGCAUGGCUGUCGCCCAUCGGGAGAGGGUUCGAGUCGCUCGUCGCGAACGAGUUUAGCCCGUACGGUGCUGUGUUCCGGCUGUCGACCAAGAUUGGAUCGGCGCCAAUCGUGUACACUGACCCCAUGACGGGGGAUCAGAUUCUCCGCUGCUUCGGAUUCAGCAGCGGCCGCACCCUGACCGAUCUCGGAAUUCUUGCAGCGGUGGGCGGGGGCGGGCUUGCGCUGGCGCUCGUGUUCCUGAAGCGUUCCCGAUGAAAAGUAAAAUAUGUGAUUAUCGCAUGACAUUCCCCUUUGUCAAGGUGUUAUUGUGCUGUUGCAUACAUGUUGACUUCUUCUUGGUGGGUGUUGAGUCGUGUCCGUCGUGGCUCAAGACCGUUUGGAUGCUGAUGACCUUUUUUCGGCGUUGAUGAACGUGUCGGUGCUGAUGACCUUUUUUCGUCGUUUGUGACCAUUUUCGAUGGGUGGCCAGCGUGAUGAGCACGUUGUUUCGACCACUUUGACCGCGUAGGGUGCAGACAUGUGCGGUAUUGAACAGCGCCGACAGGUUUGGCCGGAAUCUGUUGUGGUUGAUUGGUUCUCGAGAAACGUGCGCACCUUAUGGCAGGUUUGUUGUCAUGAUUGGUUCUCGAAAAAGUGGGCACCUCACGGCAGGGUUUGGACAAUAUUGAGCCUUUCCUCUCAGUGCCACGGGAGCUGAAGGUUCGACCACCAAGAUUCAUUAACUUCGCAUCCAUCGGUACAAGAUACUCCACCGAUGACGUACUGACGGUCGUGCGGAGUGGAAAUUCUGUCACUGUCGCUGGGACAUGAUGCAUAUGAUGUGCGUCCUUUACGUCAUUUCACUUGCUGCGGCGUCUGUGACAUCAGUGUAAACAGUGUUGUUGCUCUCACUCGCGGUCGUGCUCCUCCAACUACAUAAUGUACAUGUUGGUUGAAAUCUUACGUGCAUGCACCUCAAACUGCACAUGUACAUGUGGGUAGAAAUCUCGUGUGCAGGCACAUGCUGUAGACUGCUUGGUUAUGUGGAUCUGGGAUGCGGGGGGUAUGCGGCGUGAUCGAACGCGGUGUUAACAACUAAUAAGAGAGUUUGUUUUGGUGUGGAGGAGUCACGUAGAAAUAAGUUCACGUUGCGGUGGCUUGAAGGCAUCUCUGAGGGCAUCAACGUGGCAACCGCCGUUGUUUCGUGUGUAGUCAGCCAGCCGUGGGUACACGCAAGGGGUCCGCACGUCUCUUGCGCUGACGGGGAAAGCCCCUCGCCGUCCACGUUGCUCUUGGGUUCUUUCGUGAUUAUUACUAUCACUGGGGCGAUUGUUUGCUCUUCGACCUAGUAAAGAAGCAUGCGACGUAUGCAUACGUUCAAGGACCGCUUUCUUUGCCCAAUCAGUGGAU
This is a messenger RNA of Ectocarpus sp. CCAP 1310/34, 7379 nucleotides long. The record is from the annotation of a GenBank genome assembly. NCBI's taxonomy places the organism in Eukaryota, Phaeophyceae, Ectocarpales, Ectocarpaceae.